AUGGUAGAUUCUUCUCCCAUCAAAGAGGAGAAGCACUUUAUCACCGAGGACAGCACCCUCGUUGAUGGCCACAUAGACGAAGAGUCUCGACCUGUGAAUGCGACGGAAGACUCACAAACAGGUCAUCACGAAGAUAUUCCGCCUGCUGAGGUACACUAUGAUGAACUGCCACAGGGAAGACAGCUUGGCACGAUCUCUGCUAUCUUCUUGAUGGUAAAUCGAAUUCUUGGUACUGGUGUGUUCUCUACGACAUCAACGAUCCUCCAGCAGGGCGGCAGUGUUGGUAUGAGUCUCAUCUAUUGGGUUAUCGGCGGUUUAAUUGCUGGUUGCGGCUUUGCUGUGUAUGCGGAAUUCGCCACGGCCAUGCAUCGAAAUGGUGGUGAACUGAACUACCUGCAGCACGUGUAUCGUAAGCCGAAACAUAUGGUUGCUUCCAUGUAUGCAGCGCAGGCCUUACUACUCGGUCAGGCAGCUGGUAAUGCCAAUGCUGCUGGUCAGUACUUUAUUCGAGCUGGUGGUAAAAGUGCAUCGGAAUGGGGCUCCAAAGGCAUUGGCAUUGGCAUUAUCAUGUUUGCCCUAUUCAUGCACGGCACUAUGCUCAAGUGGGGUCUGCUCUUCCAGAACACUGUCGGUCUUUUCAAGGUGGUUAUCCUGCUGCUCAUUGUAUUUGCUGGGUUCGCCGCACUUGCGGGCCACACAAAGGGCCCUACACCACAUAACUUUUCGAAUGCUUUUGACAACACACGAAGCGAUAUCUACGGUGUAUCGCAGUGCAUUUACAAUGCCAUUUGGAGUUAUGUUGGAUAUUCGAAUUUGUUCUAUGCACUCGGCGAGGUCCAGAAUCCGGCACGCACGAUGAAGAUCGCCGGCAUCGUUUCUUUGACAACACUGACCAUUCUUUAUGUGCUGUGCCAAAUUGCUUACUUUGCUGCUGUGCCGCUGGAUGAAGUCCUCGGCAGUGAACAGAUUAUUGCCGCGGCCUUUUUUAAACACAUGUUUGGCGAGCGCUCGGCACAGGCCCUGUCAGUAUUUGUGGCACUCUCUGCUGUUGCGAAUGUGUUUGCUGUUUUGUUUGCUCAGGGUCGAUUGAAUCAAGCGUUAGGUCGUGACAACAUCAUUCCCUUUGCCAAAAUAUUUGCGUCUAAUCGGCCCUUCAACACGCCACUAGCAGGGCUCACGUGGCACGCUAUUGUGACACUGAUUCUUAUGCUUGCACCACCCCAAGAUUCUGCGUAUCAGCUGGUGCUGAGUAUCGCACAAUACCCACUUAACAUUGUGAAUACGGCGGUAGGUCUGGGAUUGUGCCUGACAUACUUGCCGCACAACUCGCGGUUCAAACUCUCGUGGCUUCGGGAGUGGCACCCGCUGUUUCGAGCGUCGUUCCCGAUAGCGCUCUUCUUUACACUCGUCUCUCUUUUCUUGGUCAUUGUGCCGUGGAUUCCGCCGCCAGCUGGCGAAAAAACCGCCACCAACGGCGACAUCUGGUAUGGCUUGGCACCUGCAGUAGCCUCGGGCUUCUUUGGCGCUGGAUUUUUGUACUGGUUUGUCUGGUAUGUCAUGAUGCCAAGGAUCGGCAAGUACAAGCUGGUCGAAAGGCAAACGACAAUGAAGGAUGGCACGCCCGUGAUGGCAUUUGACCACGUGCCUCGCGCCUCCCUUCCAAAAUAA
Messenger RNA from Malassezia globosa CBS 7966, 1668 nucleotides. RefSeq lists its product as uncharacterized. NCBI's taxonomy places the organism in Eukaryota, Fungi, Basidiomycota, Malasseziomycetes, Malasseziales, Malasseziaceae. Gene Ontology annotation, biological process: amino acid transmembrane transport. The transcript has a single exon. Gene Ontology annotation, cellular component: membrane. The record is from RefSeq and is a predicted model, not a curated record. The coding region runs from base 1 to 1668 and encodes 555 amino acids. Gene Ontology annotation, molecular function: L-amino acid transmembrane transporter activity.